Messenger RNA from Hypoxylon trugodes, 1095 nucleotides. Its product is annotated as Rhodanese-like protein. Gene Ontology annotation, cellular component: mitochondrion. The transcript has 2 exons. Gene Ontology annotation, molecular function: thiosulfate-cyanide sulfurtransferase activity. The record is from RefSeq and is a predicted model, not a curated record. The coding region runs from base 121 to 1053 and encodes 310 amino acids. NCBI's taxonomy places the organism in Eukaryota, Fungi, Ascomycota, Sordariomycetes, Xylariales, Hypoxylaceae. Gene Ontology annotation, biological process: transsulfuration.
UUUUUUUCCAGCCAGUUCCUAGGAAGCGUGAAACGGGUGGCCUUUGCAAGAGGAGAAAUCCUAUGAUGUACGUAGCGACUAUUUCCGAUUAGGAGGCGACAAAGUAGCCAAAUAACAACGAUGACGGAUGGAAGCGUAUUUUCUUCGUUUCUCGUUUCACCCGACGAGCUCCUAGAAGCACUACGGAGCAGUCACGAUGAUCAGAACCAACUAACUCGGCGCCUUAUCCCCCUCUGUGCUACGUGGUUUCUCUCAACGGACGGCCGGAAAGGAAUUGAUAGCUUCAAGCAAAAGCGAAUACAAAACUCUCGGUUCUUCGACCUCGACAAGGUUGUUGAUCCAAACACGUCUCUUCCUCAUAUGUUGCCCUCUGCUUUGGACUUUGCGGCUUGCAUGAGCGCCUUAGGUAUUCGCCGAACAGAUGUGAUAGUUGUAUACGAUUCGUAUGAACUCGGGAUCUUCAGCGCACCUAGGGUGGCGUGGACAUUGCAGGUUUUUGGCCACGAGCAUGUCCAUAUACUCAACAAUUUCAGGUUGUGGCUUAACGGUGGGUAUCCAACCGUGUCGGGGGAUUGGGAUACGCCGGCCACAUCUUCCUACCCGACCCCAAAGAAGAAUGAAUACAAGGUAGUUUCCUUCGAGGAACUCAGAGAUCACUUUCUCAUAAACAAAGAAAACGGUAAUAAUCAAUGGCAAAUAUUGGAUACUAGAGCAGAGGCACGGUGGAGCGGAAAAGCACCAGAACUCCGACCAGAGUUAGCCUCUGGACAUAUGCCUGGUUCUUUCAAUUUACUAUUAUCCGAUGUGCUAGAUCCAAACACACGCGCAUUCCUACCAGGAGAGGAAAUACGAGCUGUUCUAGAAAGAAAAGGCAUCAAUCCGCAACGACCUAUCGUCACAAGCUGUGGAUCUGGUGUUACUGCUGCAAUCUUGACGGUGGCGCUUCGCGAAGCACGCUAUGGCGAUGAAGAUAAUCAAAGACUAUAUGAUGGUAGUUGGAGGGAAUGGGGUCAACGAGCCAUUGAUUAUGAGGGGCUUAUAAUUCGAUCGUAGAGCGUACUGCUUAGAAAGAUCAUAUAUCAACUAGAAGAGGGC